This is a messenger RNA of Scatophagus argus, 2797 nucleotides long. RefSeq names its product peroxisomal N(1)-acetyl-spermine/spermidine oxidase-like. The coding region runs from base 494 to 2011 and encodes 505 amino acids. The record is from RefSeq and is a predicted model, not a curated record. Gene Ontology annotation, molecular function: polyamine oxidase activity. NCBI's taxonomy places the organism in Eukaryota, Metazoa, Chordata, Actinopteri, Scatophagidae. The transcript is spliced from 10 exons.
GGAGAUAAGGUCUGCAAGGAGACGCAUCAGACUCCUACACCACUGUCAUACACUGUUGGCUGCAGUGACGGGGUCAGGGCCUCUAUAAAGAAAACCCGCAGCCCCACAGAUUAAAGUAACGUUGGGGUGCUUACGCUCAUAAACCAGGAACAAAACUAACCAGCAGAUUUCUGAAUGGGAACUGAACGCGUCGGCGAAAAAUGCCCUUUGGUUUAGGCUUAAUCAUUAAAACUGCAGGUGAAAGAAGAUAUCUCUGGUGGCUACGGGACUGCUCCUUCACCCGGGCUCCAUUGAGCAAUUAAAUUGACGAUUUGCACGACUGGCGGAAGUCAUGUUGCACACGGGACAAAGUUCGUGUCCGCACAGGGAAGUCGGCUAACAUGCUAUAUGAGUACAUGCAUGGUUCGAGCGCAGGCGACGCUUUAUAGAUGCUACUGCAUAGCAGUUCAUGCUAGCACUGAGGUGAACUUCGGGAGAGCUGGGGAUACUUCAAAUGAAGCGACGGGCUAGUAUGACUUUGGCUUCGGACCCAACGGUGGUUGUAAUAGGAUGCGGGAUAUCGGGAAUAGCAGCAGCACACCGGCUCGUCAAAGCUGGAUUUAACCGUGUGCGAAUACUCGAAGCGACUGCAAGAAGUGGAGGAAGGAUAAAAACAGGCAGACUGGGUAAAAGCAUUACAGAGCUAGGUGCAAGUUAUAUCCACGGUCCGUCUGAGGAGAACCCAGUGUUUUGUCUGGCCCGAGACUAUGGACUCCUGGAUCAGGCGGCCCUCGCCCCGGAGAACCAGGCCAUGGACAUUGAUGAACGUCCUCCCUGGGUUGCAAACUGGUUCAGCAGUUCUGGUCAGAAGCUGAGCUCCAAACUCAUGAGACCUGCUUUGGACAUGUUUAAUGAGCUCGUGGAUGAUACUUGGCUAUUUAAAAAUAAAAAAGAGUCACCUUGGGUCAGCACUGGACAUUUCUUACGAUCAGAGGUACGACGGCGAGCAGCAGAGAGGUGGAACAACAAGAGUAAAAGCACCAGGAAUCUGCUUCUGUGUGCCGUCAGUGCCAGGUUAAAGGAGGAGUGCUGUGUCAGUGCAACUCACACCAUGGACGAUAUAGACCUGUUGGGAUUUUGUAUGUACAGGAGUCUAAGUGGACUGGACUGCACAUUCCCAGAUGGCUUUGAAGGCCUAAUCAAGAGCUUGAUGAAGGAGUUUAACGCUGACAUGGUGACAUACAAUCGGCCUGUGCGAUGUGUCCACUGGAACAACACACAGGACAGAGUGAACACUGUGACGGUGGAGUGUGACGAUGGGGAGAGGAUCGCUGCUGAUCAUGUUAUUGUCACAGUACCUCUAGGAUACCUUAAGAAGCAACAUUCAACCCUUUUCUGUCCACCUCUCCCAACACACAAACUGCAGUCUAUCCAGAAACUAGGAUUUGGAACAUGCAACAAAAUAUUUAUAGAGUUUGAAUCGCCAUGGUGGGAUGCUGACUGUGAUAUCAUCUACCUGGUGUGGAAUGAUGAGGCGGAUAUUUUGGACCAGGUGUCCGAUAUAAGCAAAUCCUGGAUAAGAAAGAUGUCAGCGCUCACUGUGCUCAAACCCUCUGAAAGGUAUAGCCAUGUUCUCUGUGGCUGGAUUGCUGGCCAUGAGUCCGAGUAUAUGGAGUCUCUUACCGAGGAGGAGGUCCAAUCUGCUGUCACAGAGCUCAUCCGCACAUUCACAGGAAAUCCUGCCAUCACACCGAAGAGAAUCCUGCGCUCCCAGUGGUUUCAUGACCCCUGGACAUGUGGAUCUUACUCUCACCCGGCAAUAGGCUGCUCAGCGCAGGACCUGGAGAACAUGAUGGAGCCCCUGCCUACAAAAGGAUCACAGGCGCAGCCCCUGCAGGUGUUGUUUGCUGGAGAGGCUACACAUCCCUGCUACUACUCCACCGUCCACGGAGCCCUUCUCACUGGGUGGAGGGAAGCUGAUCGACUCAUUGCUCAUUACUCUUACAAUAAGUCCCUUUCACCAUCCAGAUGAAACUAAAUGCACAUACUGGAAUUAUACAUUUUCCCCCUCAAGUUUUUCAAAGUCAGCGCUUCUUAUCCAGUGGAUUUUUAAAGGGAAACUCCACUGAUUUUUACACAUCUUGAGUACUGCAUACUGCAUGUGAAAAUGUGAUAGAUUACAUGAGACCAGUUAAAGGGCCAAAUUAUCCAUUGGAGUGUAUCUGUGUUAAUUUUGUUUUUUUUUUUUUUUUAACUUUCACAAAAUGUAUAACUUAUUUCCAAGUGAUUAUGCUAAGUAAAGGAAAUAUUUCGUCCCAAUUUUCAUAAACUUUGGGGCAAAGCUGAAAAAGAUUACACUACAUCCUGUGACUUACAUUUGUCACAAAAAGCUGAACCCACUGGAAAGAUCUGCUGCUCUCUUGUCAUUUUAAUAGUAUUUGCUGAAUAAAUUAACAAUCAGGAAAUGUAAUUGCUAACACCUAAGUGCAGUUAUUCAAGUAAAAUUAACAUUGAUUGAUAAUUGAUUUCAUAUUGAUUUAGUAACAGAAGUAUGUAUAUGUACUUGCAGUGUUGCAAGGUUACAUAUAGUGUACUGUAAAUUGUUGUCAUCAUUGUCAUAAUUUUUCCAUCCAGUCACGUAUCAGGUGAAAGACUAACAGCUUUGCUCAUCUAUGUUCAUCCUUUUUUGUAAUAGAACCUCACAGUCAUAGUGUCGUCUUUCUUGUUUGUAUUGCAGGAAGCGUCCUGAGGUCAAGUUGUAAUUGUAAAUGGGAUGGUAAUAAAAAUGCCCUUUGGCAGACCUCAGGGGUCCCCAAAA